Molecule: messenger RNA, 3368 nt
Organism: Cuscuta epithymum
Lineage: Eukaryota; Viridiplantae; Streptophyta; Magnoliopsida; Solanales; Convolvulaceae
Source: the annotation of a GenBank genome assembly
UCAAAUGGAGGUCUGACUUGAGAAGGAUCGGAGUACUAUUUACGGACUAAUUUGGAAACAAGCCGCCUAGAGCAGGUUUUCCUUAUUCGACAUCGGCAAACUGUCGAACUCACGAAGACACGAACGGCAACGGCCCACGCCGCAUAACGCCGCCGCCCUGCCCCUUCUUAGUGUUGCCAAAGCUUAAGUUCUUCCACUCUUUCGUCUCUUCAGCCUCUUCUCAAUUCUCACAUUCUUCUGGUCUGCCCUUCCAGUAUGAAGACAAAAUUUCGGGGAAGGUGCUUCUUCAAGCUUUCAGUAAUGGUGGUGUCUACCCUAUAUCCCUUUCUGCUUGUUCGCGUGUUGCUCUCGCCUCACAUGUUGCCCCUGGAUCUGUCUGGCAUCGUCGGUUGGGACACUGUGGCAGUCGUAUUUUAGAUAGGCUUUGGAAGUCUGGGACUAUUCUUAGUACUUUUAAUUUUUCCCAUGAUUGUAUUUCUUGUCGCUUAGGAAAAUCACAACGUUUACCUUUUCAAGAAGUUUGACAUAAAUCUGCUACUCCUUUAUUUUUAAUACAUUCGGAUGUUUGGCAAUCUCCUGUUUUGUCUACAAGUGGCUUUAAAUAUUAUGUUUUAUUUAUUGAUGACUUUUCCCGUUUUACUUGGCUUUAUCCUAUGCGCCAUAAAAGUGAAGUUGUUAGCCAUUUUCGAAAUUUUAAACUAAUGGUGGAAAAUUUAUUCAACACUCGAAUUAAAAUUUUUCAAAGUGAUGGAGGGGGUGAGUUUGAUAAUUAUGGUAUGCGUGAAAUCUUUCUUAACAAUGACAUUUUGUUUCGGAAAUCUUGUCCUGACACUCCUGAACAAAAUCGCAUCGCUGAACGAAAACAUAAGCAUCUGCUUGAACUAACUCGUACUAUGCUUCUUGAGGCAAAAAUGCCAGCUAGUUUUUGGGUAGAUGCUGUGUUUACCGCUACCUAUAUUGUCAAUCGUCUCCCCACUCCGAAUCUGAAUGGUGCUUCUCCGUUUGAAAAUUUAUUUCACCACUCUCCUGACUUCUCUUUUAUGCGUGUAUUUGGUUGUGCCUGUUUUCCCAACUUUAUUGCCGCUUCAGCAAAUAAAUUAUCUCCGAGAUUAUCUCCGAGAUCUAUUUUGUGUGUCUUUUUGGGAUUUGCCCCUGAGUACAAAGGUUAUCGUUGCUUAGAUCCUAUUGGAGACAAGAUUUACGUCAAUAGGAAUGUUCAGUUUUAUGAAGAUAUUUUUCCAUAUUCCGACCUAAUUUCAUCUCCAAAAACUGCUGCACUACCACAAGUGUCACCGACUAACACUGUUCGGCUUCAUGAGAGUGUUUUUUCCGCCUCCCUACCUGCUCCUACCACUUCGGCCAACCCUCCAGCCACCUGCAAUCCCUCCAAGCCACCUGCAAUCCCUCCAGCUCCCUUCAUCUGAUAGUCCAGCCCCAGCCCGCCCUCAACCCUUUCAAUCUGAGGCACCCUAUGACCCUGACCUCCUCCACACUCCUAGUCGGCUACCGUUCCCUGCUACCCCAACCUCCUCUGCCAUCUGCCCGUCCCCUUCCACGAUCACCACACCACCAUAUGUUCCAGCCGUGACCGAGAAACUCCCUUCACCACUGGCACCUUCACCGACUGCAUCUUCCCCGGUCAACUGUCAUCCAAUGCAAACUAGAGCUAAAUCUGGCAUUUUUAAACCAAAAACUAUUUUUAAUCUCAAAACAGAUAUUUCGGCAUGUGAUCCAUCUUGUUUUUCUAUGGCUAAUAAGGAUGUUAAGUGGAGAGAGGCUAUGGCGGAGGAAUUUAAUGCACUCAUUGAUAAUCAUAAUUGGGAUUUAGUUCCAUUUAAUCCUCGUAAAAAUGUGGUCGGAUCUAAAUGGAUUUAUAAAACUAAAUUUAAUUCUGAUGGGUUUGUUGAGAGGUAUAAGGCUCGUUUGGUAGCUCAAGGAUUUACUCAACAAGCUGGUGUGGAUUUUUCUGAGACUUUUAGUCUCGUUGUUAAGCCCACUACUGUUCGUAUUGUUUUAUCUCUUGCUAUUUCGUUUAAUUGGGCUAUUCGUCAGUUAGAUGUUAAAAAUGCAUUUUUACAUGGCAAUCUGACUGAAGAAGUUUAUAUGCGUCAGCCUCCUGGUUUAAUUGGGCUAUUCGUUUUGUCAUCUCCGCAAAGCUAUUUAUGGCCUCAAACAGGCUCCUCGUGCCUGGUUUCACAGAUUUAGUAGUUUUUUGCUGACGCAUGACUUUGUCUGUAGUAAGUCUGAUAAUUCUUUGUUUAUAUAUCGACAUGGCUCCUCAGUUAUUUAUCUUCUCUUAUAUGUCGAUGAUAUUAUUGUUACUGCUAAUUCCUCAUCCUUUAUUUCCACAUUUAUUUCCUGUCUUGGCCGAUGCUUUGCUAUGAAGGAUUUGGGGGAUUUACAUUUUUUCCUAGGUGUCCAAGCUGUUCGAGUGAAGUCUAGCUUAUUUUUAUCUCACCAAAAUAUGUGUCUGAUCUUCUCACCAGAUUUCAUCUUCACACUCUUAAUCCUGUUCGUACCCCUCUUGCUACGCGAAUUAAACUUUCUCUCACCGAUGGGGAUCUCCUAGCAGAUCCGUCUGAGUAUAGAAGUGUGGUAGGUGCUUUACAGUAUUUAACUAUGACUCGACCUGAUAUUACAUUUGUUGUUCACUUGGUUUCCCAGUUUAUGCAUGCACCCCGUACACCUCAUCUUUUGGCUGUUAAGAGAAUUUUCAGGUAUUUGCAAGGGUCUAUUUCGCAUGGAUUACUGCUUCGGUCGAGCACAGCAUCUCCUACCAUAUAGGCUUACUCGGAUGCUGAUUGGGCAGGUUGUCCUGAUAGUAGCGGUCCACCUCUGGCUUUGCUAUUUUUCUUGGUCCUAAUUUGAUUUCUUGGAAGGCCAAGAAGCAGUCUAGUGUGCCUCGUUCUUCUACAGAGGCGGAGUAUAGGGCCAUUGCUUACACUGUCUGGAUACUCUGCAUAUAUGUUCCAUUUUGUUUGAGUUGGGCUUUCCUGUUCGUGCACCGGUCACACUCAUGUGUGAUAAUAUAUCUGCAUCUUAUUUUGUCAGCAAAUCAUAUUCAGCAUGCCCACAGUAAGCAUAUCAACAUUGAUUACCAUUUUGUUCGUGAGUGAGUUUCCCAUGGAGAUCUUGUUGUCCGACAUGUUCCUACACAGUUUCAGCUCGCGGAUAUUCUUACCAAGAGUUUAUCUCCGCAGCGUUUUAUUUUUCUUAGGGACAAUCUGCGCAUUAUUUCCCCUGCACAGCUUGAGGGGGUGUAACAGUGUAAUUAAUACUUUAAUUAGCUUUCCAUAUUUAUUUAGUUUCCUGAUGUACUCAGAACUCCUAUUAUUAUAUAUAUGACAUCUAGGAUAACAUAUUGGGUA